This is a messenger RNA of Penicillium odoratum, 1089 nucleotides long. RefSeq names its product FAD-dependent oxidoreductase. Gene Ontology annotation, biological process: ubiquinone biosynthetic process. The coding region runs from base 1 to 1089 and encodes 362 amino acids. Lineage: Eukaryota; Fungi; Ascomycota; Eurotiomycetes; Eurotiales; Aspergillaceae. The record is from RefSeq and is a predicted model, not a curated record. Gene Ontology annotation, molecular function: FAD binding; oxidoreductase activity. The transcript has 4 exons. Gene Ontology annotation, cellular component: mitochondrion.
AUGGAACUCAUGGCGAUCAAGAAGGUGAUCAUAGUCGGAGCUGGGCCAUCAGGCCUAAUCCUCGGCCUCUUGCUUGCGAAACAAGGAAUUCAAGUUGAAUUGUUUGAUGCUGGUUCGAAAGUUGUCGACCAGCCUCGAGCAGCUAAUUACGCCAGUCAAGCAGUAUACGAACUAGGACGAGCUGGAGUUCUCGAAGACGCCAAGGCACGAGGAUUUCAGCCAGCUGGAUUUGCAUGGCGGCAGUUCGAUGGUACUUUUAUCGCAGGCAUGACCCACGCCGUAUUGCCCGACGAUUAUCCGACUAAGAUGGUCUCUCAUCGAAUUGUGCGCAUUGGUCAGAAUGAGGAACAAGCAUGGCUCGACGUUGAGACCCCAACUGGUCUUCAGAAGCUCGAGGCAGAUUAUGUUAUUGGAUGUGAUGGAGCCAGCAGUACUGUGCGACGAGAGCUGUUUGGAUCUGAAUACCCGGGAGAAACCCUGAAUGCGCAGAUCAUCGCAACUAACGUGAGAUCCCUUUUACUUCUUGCCGCGAAUUCGACACUGAUUACGAGUGCACAGGUCUAUCACAACUUUUGGGACAGCAAUUUUGUCGUCCACCCAGACUACUGGUAUAUGGCAGUCCGGGUCACAAAGGAUGGUCUCUGGCGCGUCACAUACGGUGAUAAGCCCGGACUUAGUAGAGAGAAAUACAUUGCUCGCCAACCCCAGCUCUAUGAGAAACUUUUACCUGGCAACCCCAAGCCGGACCAAUAUCAACUUACCAACAUUAGUCCGUACAAACUGCAACAACGAUGCGCGCCAAGUUUCCGUGUCGGAAGGGUCCUUCUUGCAGCAGAUGCUGAGCAUCUUUGUAACGCAUUUGGUGGACUUGGUCUUACAGGCGGCAUUGCCGAUGUUGGCAGUCUUUUUGAUUCACUAAUGGGUAUUCAUAAGGGUCUCGCAGAUGAAACCAUCCUCGAUAGAUACAGUGAGAUUCGGAAACGCAUCUGGGCCGAGAUUAUUGAUCCCAUGUCCCGUGCGAAUUUCAAACGGCUAUAUGAUCAGGACCCAACCAAGGCCCGGAAGAAUUCUUCCGGUUGUGUGUUAUAG